AGAGGAGUGACCCUGGGCUCCACGCUGGCGGCCAGUGCCUGGGCGCGCAGCCGUAGACCCGGCGCUGCCCAUCCCGCGCAUCCCCGGGCGGGGCGCGGCGCGGCUAACCCGCCUCCCUUCCACCCUCCCGGCGCCCGCCCGCGGCGGCCAUGGGGGCGCGGCUGGGGCGGCGGGCAAGAGCAGAUGCCCCUGCGGCGCCGAGUGCUGGGCCCGCGCCCUACGAGCGCCGGGUGCGCUGGCUGCGAGAGAUCCAGUCCACACUCCGCGAGCGGCGGCCGGAACGCGCUCGGCAGCUGCUGCGCCUCCUGCGCCAGGACCUGGGCCUUGAAGGGAACCUCCUCACUGACAUCCUCUACAGGAAUGUGACUUUCCUUAACCUGGUGGACCCCAUCUCCCAUGACCUGCUGGUGAACCUGGCCCGGGACCUGCAGUGCCCCAAGAAGGACCAUGAGCUCUGGAAGUCCUCGGAUAAGAUCUGUCGGCAACUCAUCUACCACCUCACUCCGCAUUCCAAGCGAAAACCCCACAGGAAAACCCAGAGCAGCCGCAGCCUACAGAAGACUCUGCUGGUAGGGGAGACUGUGGACCUUUCUGGUAUCCCGCUCUCGGCCCGGGAUGUGCAGCACAUAUCGCGCUACCUGGACAGUCGUGGUGUAGAGCUGGUGGUCCUAGACCUGAGCUUCACCGAGCUGAGCGAUGACCUCCUGCAUCUGCUGCUGCCCAGCCUCUGGGCUCUGCCCCGCCUCACCCAGCUGCUGCUUAACGGCAACCGACUGACGAGAGCUGCUGCCCGUGAACUCACCGAGGCUAUCAAGGACGCCACCAAGUUCCCCGUGCUGGCCUGGGUGGACCUGGGUAACAAUGUGGAUGUGUCUUCCCUUCCCCAGCCCUUGCUGGUUGGCCUACGAAGGCGACUGAGCCAGCACACCUCGCUCCCGACCAUCUAUGAGGGCCUGGACCUCGAGCCUGGGGGUGGCAUGGCCGAGACCACUGCUGCUGUCUCCACCUGGGGCUCCGCAGCCACUGAGGCAGGACCAGAGCCUCAGGGUUGCUGUGCCAGGUGACUGGCUACUGGUCUGGUUCAGUGCUAAUGACUGAGGUCUUUUAAGAACCAGGUAUUGUCCAGGGGUGUCCCUCAGAGAGACAGUGAGAAUGCUCAGCUGGGGGUGGAAGGGGGUGGAAGAGAAGGGUUUCAUGGGAGGCAGGCCAGACAGCCCAGACAAGGGGCUCCAUCUUA
Molecule: messenger RNA, 1237 nt
Organism: Rattus rattus (black rat)
Lineage: Eukaryota; Metazoa; Chordata; Mammalia; Rodentia; Muridae
Gene: Lrrc75b
Product: leucine rich repeat containing 75B
Exons: 4
Coding region: 150-1064 (304 amino acids)
Source: RefSeq, a predicted model, not a curated record